GAAUUUUAUUGUAGUGUUGACUACCUCACAGAAGCUUAUCGAAAAAGCCAACUCGAUACAUUUCGUGCCAAACACUCCAAGAAACAUUAGAAUGCGUCACACCGACAUUCUAAUGUAAAAAGUAAAACCAAAAAGAAGAUUCAUUUAAUUAAAAACCAGGCUGUAUGGGCAUUGUUCCCUUUGCCUUUCCUAAAAUGGGAGAACUUCAACGUCUUGCGGUAGGUAACCCGAAGAAAUAUUUAUCGUGACAAAGCAAUGCGUUGUUAUUUCGAAUAACAAUGUUUCUGUUUUAAUUGAUACACAAAAUGCUGAAUAUUGAAACCUUUCAUGAAUGAGUGAUACUGGCAGUGAUACCGAGGAAGCGACUGAGAACACUGCGCUAAUAAUGGACGGACACAUCGCAGAAGCUCGUCCAGAUAGGGAAAUCGCUGAGAGAAUAGCUAGAAAAAGAAAAACUAAGUCGGAAACUCAGCGAACUUAUGGGAGUGUGGAGCCAACUGAAAACAGUGGCCAGGGGUCUUCAAGUGGCCCUGGGCCUAGUUCAGCACCAGUUACAAACAAUUCAGAGGCUCAGAUAGAAGAGCUGGAACUUAAAUAUGGGGCAAGACAUGUGAUUAAACUCUUUGUGCCUGUCACACUGUGUAUGAUUGUUGUAGUUGCUACAAUAUCUUCAAUAAACUUUUACUCUGUCAAAGAUGUUUAUUUAGCUUACACUCCAUUUCACGAAGAGAGCCCAUAUGCUGUAACUAAAGUAUGGAAUGCCUUAGCAAACUCCAUGAUUUUACUGUGUGUGAUUGCCCUCAUGACUGUGCUGUUAAUAGUCCUAUAUAAGAAAAGAUGUUACAAAAUUAUACAUGGGUGGCUUAUAUUGUCAUCACUUAUGCUGCUUUUCUUGUUUUCUUACCUCUACAUAGAAGAAGCACUUAGAGCAUACAAUAUACCAAUGGAUUAUAUCACUUUAGCAUUUGUGAUGUGGAACUUUGGUGUGAUGGGCAUGAUUGUUAUUCAUUGGAAAGGCCCCCUACGGCUUCAACAGGCAUACCUUAUAUUCAUUGCUGCUUUGAUGGCCCUUGUGUUCAUCAAGUAUCUUCCAGAAUGGACCACAUGGGCUGUACUUGCUGUGAUUUCCAUUUGGGACUUGGUAGCAGUAUUAACUCCGAAAGGUCCAUUACGAAUAUUGGUGGAAACAGCACAGGAAAGAAAUGAGCCUAUAUUUCCUGCACUCAUAUAUUCAUCCACGGUGAUGUACUGCCUAGCUGCGUCCACGACUACGGCCGCAGCGGGCGAAGGUGAGCAGAGCUCGCGCGAACUACGACCGCUCAACCCGCAUGGUAACAGCGAGGCGGGUAACGUACGCGAGUCUGGCGGCGGCGACGAAGGUUUUGACGCGGCGUGGCAGGCGCGUGCCAACGACGCCCGUCAACAAACGGGCCCGCAGCGACCUGCCCGCACUCUACGCGUGGACGGCACCGCGCCCGCACAAUACACCACGCGUGUCGACCGACCGCAACCACACCCGCACCCGUCGCCCCUAGCCGACGAGGAGAAGGGUGUGAAACUCGGCUUGGGUGACUUCAUAUUUUAUAGUGUGCUAGUGGGCAAAGCUAGUUCCUACGGUGACUGGAAUACGACCCUCGCUUGUUUUGUGGCUAUUCUUAUUGGUCUCUGCCUGACGUUGCUGUUGCUAGCGAUACUCAAGAAGGCAUUGCCCGCGCUCCCAAUAUCCAUAACGUUCGGUUUAAUAUUUUAUUUCGCGACGCGGUGCGUGGUCAAACCAUUUGCAGAUGCCUUAGCUGCGGAACAAGUGUUCAUUUAGCCUCCGCCUUUUUAUUUAAAUUAGUUUAUGAAGACUCGAACUGUCAGAAAACGAGAAAUAUCUGUUUUCUCGUUUUAUAACCGAGCUAAUUCCCAGCAAAAUUAAACAAUUUAAAUGUUAUAAUAUUAGUUAAUUAAGUGAAGACAGACAUUCUGUUUGUGAAUUUGGGUUAUUCCACUGUGAUCGUUGAAAAUGGAAUAUGCUGCCCCGUGAGUUUAAUUUAGGUAGAGCUUUAAAUUAAAGAAUAUCUCACAUUUUUUAUAUUCCAUGAUUGUAGUUAACUAAAGAAGCUAAUGUAGAUAGAAAAUAAUUUAUUAAACACCAUUGAAUUAACACAAAAUAUUGAUAAUGUGACAACUUUAGGAAUUUAACUCCUUUUUUUCACUUCAUUGUUUUACCAAGUAUCCUUAAGUUAUUUAUAAUAGCCCGAAUUUGUUGUAGAAAUUUCGACAUUCCAUUGUGUGUAGAUAUUUUGUUUAUGUCUUUUCUAUAACUGUAAAGGCCCCAUUGCAACAACAUUUUAAAAUAAAAUUUAAACUUAAUCUUGUGUAUGAUAUAUCUCCAUCUUUGUGAAUAGGGUGUAUUCCAUAAUAUAUACCAGUAUACUGGCCAGUGCUAAUGACGUCAUGAAUCGACGCCAUACUGGUGAAUUGUUCCGAAAUAUACUGGCCAGUGCCCUGACGUCAUAAAUCGACGAAAUAUUAAAGUAGUGCAAAUAAAGAAGAUUUUUAUUCACCUCAUCAAUUUAAAGGAAUUCUUUUUAAUCGGAUGCCAUUUUUGUUCUUUAAAUAAAAAAGAAACAAAAUUAGAAUGCAUCUCACGUACCUACGCUCGGUCAUACGUCAUAUGCGUUUUCCCGGUAAAAAUAUGGUAGCAUACCAGUAUAAUAUGGCGUCGGAUUCGUGACGUCAUUACCACUGGCCAGUAUACUGAUGUACAUUUAGGAAUACACCCAGAGUGAGGGGUGAAGACAUUCGCCUUAUAACAAAACAUUGGCGUAUAAUAUAUUGACAGGUUAUACGCCAACAUUAUUGCAUUUUUAAAAUGGCACAAGUAGUCCCCGCCCCAAAUCUCCUUAGCAACAGCCGCCAAUAGAGCACACUUAUGCUUAAAGCAUAUAGAGAUUACUGGCCCAGUAAAGCAGAUUACAUCUCGUUGUUUAGCCUCCACGUGUCAACGGUGUCAGCAACUGUCAUAACAAGUAAUCACUAAUUUAUUAAAUAAAAACUGUACUUAUGAAUGUAAUUACUACACGUUUUUCUUGUCUCCUAUAGUUGCAGUGUAAUUUGUGUACUAUAUAAAAGCACACUUAGGGCUUUUUGUCUGGAAAAACGUAAUUGGGAAAAGUUGACUUUAUUGACAGACUGUAACUGCGUUUACUUCCUUUUAUCGGAUACCCCUGCCUACAUUUGAUACCCCCCAUGAUGAUAAUAAACUGAGUAUUUUGUCAAACAAAACACUGCGUAACUGACCCAAGCUUCUUUGUUUAUUAUAAAGGGAUAGAAAAUUCAGACUUUAGUGAAUCGAGG
Messenger RNA from Chilo suppressalis (striped riceborer), 3345 nucleotides. The record is from the annotation of a GenBank genome assembly. NCBI's taxonomy places the organism in Eukaryota, Metazoa, Arthropoda, Insecta, Lepidoptera, Crambidae.